Molecule: messenger RNA, 1644 nt
Organism: Closterium sp. Yama58-4
Lineage: Eukaryota; Viridiplantae; Streptophyta; Zygnematophyceae; Desmidiales; Closteriaceae
Source: the annotation of a GenBank genome assembly
AUGGGUGACAUGGCGGAUCUAAUGGUCGGCGAUGCUGAUCUGGACGGAUUCUCCGACGACGAGCUUGACGUGGACGAAUUGGAACGUCGCAUGUGGAAGGACCGCCUCAAGCUGAAGCGGAUUAAAGACUGCCAGAAGAUUAAGGAUGCUCCAGAGGCUCAGGAGAAUAAGGAGGAUGACGACGAGGAGGAGGAGGAGUUUAAGCCGCGCCAGAAGCAGUCGCAGCAGGAUCAAGCUCGCCGGAAAAAGAUGUCGCGCGCGCACGACGGGAUUCUGAAGUAUAUGCUGAAGAUGAUGGAAGUCUGCAAGGCCCAGGGUUUCGUGUACGGGAUAAUCCCGGAGAAAGGCAAGCCGGUAGGCGGAAGCUCCGACAACCUGCGCGCGUGGUGGAAGGAUCAGGUGCGCUUCGACCGCAACGGGCCGGCCGCCAUCGCCCGCUACAACGCGGAGCAGGCUGUAGCGGCCGGCAAGAAGGACCACCAGCCGGCAGGCCUGCUACAGCUGACCACGCCGAGCACGCUACAGGAGCUACAGGACACGACACUCGGGUCGCUGCUAUCCGCGUUAAUGCAACACUGCGAUCCGCCGCAGCGGAGAUACCCGCUGGAAAAAGGGAACCCGCCGCCGUGGUGGCCGAGCGGGGACGAGGAUUGGUGGCCGCAGCUGGGGAUGCCACGUGGCAGCGGUCGUCCUCCUUAUAAGAAGCCGCACGAUUUGAAGAAGGCGUGGAAGGUCGGUGUGCUGACGUCGGUGAUUAAGCACUUGUCGCCGGAUAUCGCACGGAUUCGCAAGCUCGUGCGACAAAGCAAGUGCCUGCAGGAUAAGAUGACGGCGCGGGAGAGUGCCACGUGGCUCGCUGUGCUGGAUCAGGAGGAGGCGUCGCUGCUGCACGCGCAGGGGAAGCCGCUUCCGCCCGGCGCGGCGGAAUACGACCCCUUCCGCGUCGACCUUCCGCCCUUAAUCUCCGCGAACGGCGGCGUGGGAUGCGGCGACUAUCUCGCCGGAGCGCUGCAGGCACUUCAGCAGCAGCAGCAGCACCGGAGCGCUGCAGCGGAAGGAGCGGCGGCUGGAAAAAACCCCGCUGCGGGCGCCGUCGGCGUCGGCGGAAAGCCCGCCGCCGCCAUGAAAGCCGAGCCGCAGUCGUGGAUGCCGGCGGUGACGAAUCACAUCCAAGCAAAUCUCGCCGCUACUGACACGGCUGCGGGUCAGGCGCCGGGGAAUGCGGAAAAGCUGUUAAUUCUAGGGGACGGCGGUGAUGCUACUGCCGGGAAUCCCGGAGGCGAUGAUGACGUGGCGCCGACGAUUGAGGCGGUGCUCGCGGGGGUUGAGAUGCUGCCCGAGCAUAGAGUUUUCAUGAAGCUUCGUCCCGCACAUGCCACGUCAGCAUCCAUGCGGGCCCGACGGUGUGGCGCCUUUCCUGCCGCCGCACCACCUGCGCCACGCGUCCCUGCUCAGGCAGGGAAGCUUCCCGGGAGAUACCUACCACCCGGGGGGUCCCGGAAAUAUGAUGGGCAUGGGCGCGGGGAACAUGAUGGGGGGAAUUCCCGCGCCUCAUCCGCCAAUCAUGGGCCCUCCCCCUCCUGCUCCGCCGCUCCCGUAUCCCGCGGCGCUGGGCCUGCCAGCUCACACACCUGGGUAUGCUGA